Messenger RNA from Capsicum annuum, 537 nucleotides. RefSeq names its product secreted RxLR effector protein 161-like. The transcript has 2 exons. NCBI's taxonomy places the organism in Eukaryota, Viridiplantae, Streptophyta, Magnoliopsida, Solanales, Solanaceae. The coding region runs from base 1 to 537 and encodes 178 amino acids. The record is from RefSeq and is a predicted model, not a curated record.
AUGUAUGCCCAAACAUGUACAAGUCCAAACAUCAUUUUUGCUGUUGGAAUGCUGGGUCGAUAUCAAAGUAAUCCUGGAAUGGAUCAUUGGAAGGCUGCAAAGAAAGUGUUGCGAUACCUACAAGGAACGAAAGAUCAUAUGCUCAUUUAUAGAAGAUCUGAUCAUUUAGAUGUGGUUGGAUAUUCAGAUUCAGAUUAUGAUGGUUGUGUGGAUACAAAAAAAUCCACAUUUGGAUAUUUGUUUCUAUUAGCUGGAGGAGCAAUAUCAUGGAAGAGUGCGAAGCAAUCUGUUAUAGCUAUAUCCACUAUGGAAGCUGAGUUUGUGGCAUGCUUUGAGGCCACAAUCCAGGCUAAUUGGCUAUGGAAUUUUAUUUCAGGACUUGGACUAGUCGACAAUAUAGCCAGGCCGCUGAAAAUUUAUUGUGAUAAUACCGCCGCAGUUUUCUUCUCUAAGAACGAUAAGUAUUCAAAAGGAUUACCGCCCAAAAUAUUUGCUGAACAUGUUGAAAGGAUGGGUCUUAUUGAUAGCAAUGAAUGA